Messenger RNA from Aspergillus terreus NIH2624, 2292 nucleotides. RefSeq lists its product as uncharacterized. Bases 1 to 2292 code for a protein of 763 amino acids. Lineage: Eukaryota; Fungi; Ascomycota; Eurotiomycetes; Eurotiales; Aspergillaceae. The transcript is spliced from 4 exons. The record is from RefSeq and is a predicted model, not a curated record.
AUGAUCAGAGCUGCCGCAAUGAAAGCUACCGCAGACACAGCCUUUCGCCUGUCCGGUCUCGGUGCCGGAGGCCCAGGCCAUAUCUUGGUCGGCCAGAGUAUCGUGGUCCGGCCUGACGCCGGCGCGCACGACAAGACCACCCCUCGCGAGGCCUGGGGCCUCAAGUCCGGACUCUACACGCCCCGUCAACUAGUCGAAGGGUUUGCGCCGCUUCUGGACACUGUCGUGUUCCGUCUGGGCCCAGAUCCGCCCAACGCAAGAGCGGCGCGGGCGCAACUACUCGACAACCUGGCCGCCAAUCUCGACACCAGCACCCGGGAAGCCACUCUACGCUUCCCCGACACCGAUAUCGAUGACUCCCGUCAGGAAAUCGCCGAACAGGCCAGAAGUAUUGGGCGGACGCUUGUCCAGUACGCGCGCAACUACACGGGCGGUCCGUUCGAUGCCGACCUCUACCUCCGCAGCCCCUGCGAGGGCCAUCUGCUCAUCCCGCUCAACGUCGACCUCAUGUUCGGCCGUCGCAGCCAGUCGCAUCUGAUGCAGCUGUUCAACGAGUACAUGCAUCAGAUGGUCCUCCUGCGGGACGCGCUGCUGCCGUUCAAGAACUACGAGGACGUGAUCAUCCCAGUGGACGGCCGCGCCGCUCGAGGGAUCCGGCAUCUCGAGACCUCCCGGUCCGAGUUCCUCACCCACCUCUUGGUCAAGGAGGUCACCCAAUCGGCCAUCGUCAAACACGCCCAGGCCCUCCUCGCUCCGGGCCUGCUGUCUCGUUCCAGCCGGACUUCCCCCAAGGUCAGCCCCGGAUACGGUUUCCAGUAUGCCCACGGCCUGGUCCUGCCUGCGUUCCUGGCCGGAGGCCCGACUCCGUUCCAUCUCCUCCAGUAUAUCCCCGCCAGGCUGGUCGAUGAUGCACCCGAAGGUGUCAUCUUCGACUACCGCAUCCAGGACUACUAUCUGGCGCCGCGCGUCGAGAUCCCCGCCGGCACCAAGACCUCAGUGCUACAGUCUGCGGGAUACCCCGUGGCCAACGACUGCGGCACACCAAGACUCGGAGUCCAAAGCGUCAAAAUCGGAGUCGUUCCACCGACGCCCGGCUCGACCGCGUCGUCGCCGACGGUCCGGCAGCUCGAAUUGCAACUCCAGCUGGACAACGGCCAGUGCGUCUCCGUCGAUCUGGGCCAGGUUGCGCGGGGCCAUCGCUACGCCUAUCAGACGUCCGGAGCCAGCGAAUCCGCGACAUCAUCCAACGACACGCACGACGUGACACCCAUUGUAGUCCACGCCGCUGCAUCCGUCCUGGAGACCGGGCACGGCGACGGCCUCGUCACGGCUCACAAUGGUGGUGUCCAUGUGAUUCCCGUGCAAGACCCGGCCGUCGCUCUGGUGCUUCUGGGGAAGAUCUACCCGGAGAACGUGGUCCUUCUGCCGGCGUCGAAGGACUUGGCGCAGGCCGAGAAAGCCGGGAAGGGCCUGGAGCCGAAGUUUGUGCUUUGGGGCGGCGUGAAGCGCGGUGGUCUACGAGGAAAGGAAUCAAAAACAGCGGAAGCAUACAACGAAUGGGCCAAGGUCUACGACAUGGACGGCGACUUCCUGCAAGCCCUCGACACAAUCGAGAUGCGCCGUCUCCUCCCGGCCUUCCUCGCAAAACUCCCCACCAACGCACAACACGCCCCUCCCAAGCUAGUCGACCUCGGCUGCGGCACCGGCCGCAACACGCUCCAACUCCUCAAGGGCGUGCCGCGCAACGCCGCCAUCGUGGGGCUCGACGUCUCGCCCAGCAUGCUAGACAUCGCCCGGGACGCGCUCCGCAAGGCGCGCGAGACCAGCGCGGCGAAGGCAGAUGCGACGGUGACGUUGGCGGUUGUCGACCUGCUCCGCUCGCCGCUGGUGGUGCUGGACUGUGCGCGCGGCGCGGCAGCGGCGAUUUCCACGCUGGUCAUGGAGCAUAUCCCGCUGGAGCGGUUCUUCGAGGCGGCGGCGGCGGCGGUGUUGUUGGUUCCCGACGGGUAUUUGCUGGUGACGAAUAUGCAUGCGGAGAUGGGUGAGAUCAGCCAGGCGUGGUUCACGGAGCCUGAGACCGGGAUGAAGAUUCGGCCGACGAGCUACUCUCAUAUGCUGGUGGAUACGCUGGCUGCGGCGGAGGCUGCGGGGUUUGAUGUUGAGGAGCUGGAUGGGGAGGCUGUUCGGGAGAGGAGGGUGGAUGUGGCGAUGGCGGAGGCGCGGUGGAAGAGAGCUGCCAAAUGGGUGGGCGUCACAGUGUGGUUUGGGAUUUGUUUCAGGAAGAGGUCGUGA